AAGAAAGCUCGGCCGGAGCCUGGCUCGCUCAAGGUCAUGCCGUUGAAGUACGAGACAUGCAAUCCCAAGGAUCUGGGUGUGUUGAUCGCCAACAUGCUCAUGGAGCUCAUUCGGAUCAACGACCAGAUUCCGUUGCGCGAUGGUCGGCUUACGAGGUUCCACUCUCGAGCUCCACCUGGCAUCAGUGUUUCCGACUACCUGCAGCGAUUGAUCCAACACGCGACGCUCUCUCCUCCCAUUAUGCUCAGCAUGGUCUACUACAUCGACAAGCUGUGCACCGAAUACCCGGCCUUCACCGUAAACAGUCUCACAGUACAUCGGUUCCUCAUCGCAGCCGCGACUGUCGCCGCCAAAGGUCUGAGCGAUUCCUUCUGGACGAACCCGACGUACGCUCGAAUAGGAGGAAUACCAGUGACCGAACUGGCGACGCUGGAAUUGGAACUGCUACAACGGGUGGACUAUAAGAUUGUGCCAAAACCGGAAGUGCUGGAAGAAUACUAUGCAAGUUUGGUGGAACGAGCCGAAGGAUACAUUCUCGAGGAGUCGGGUGGUUCUGGAUCGGAC
Molecule: messenger RNA, 564 nt
Organism: Zymoseptoria tritici IPO323
Lineage: Eukaryota; Fungi; Ascomycota; Dothideomycetes; Mycosphaerellales; Mycosphaerellaceae
Exons: 1
Biological process (GO): regulation of cyclin-dependent protein serine/threonine kinase activity
Cellular component (GO): cyclin-dependent protein kinase holoenzyme complex; nucleus
Molecular function (GO): protein kinase binding; cyclin-dependent protein serine/threonine kinase regulator activity
Source: RefSeq, a predicted model, not a curated record